UACUCACAUACACACACACACACCACACACAUGGGGGGGAGAUUAUAAAGAAAAAUAAGCAGAUCUUCCGUGGCAGGUGUCUGGAGCAGGAAGCAAAGCAGGUCAGGGCACGGGAGCUACAGAUGAGUCCCCAGGCAGGCAAUGCACCUCUGUAACCUCCAUGACCCAGCCUGCCUCCCAAAGGACAAACCAGUAGGAGCAAAAGAAUGUACCCUCAUGUCACAGCCAGACUUCAGCUUAGCGCCAAAUGCCAAGUGGCGUAGGGUAGCACCAGUAUGCCAGCCCUGGGUUGCCAUCAGGGGGGACCCCAGUGACCAGUAUGCAGGAUGGGUGAGGUCUCUGAACUAUCACAGUGGCCUGGCACACAAGUUGAGGCCAUGGGGAAAGGGGUGGGAUAGAUGGACAGGUAAGCAGACAGGACAAGCUGGAGGGAAGGCAGAACAGAGGCCCUGGGAGAGGCCCUGCUCCAGAAAACACUCUACUACUAGGUCUGUCUAGAAAACCCCAACCGACCCUCGUGGUCUCCCGGGAUCCUCUGUACCUACCCACGUGGUCCAGCACCUGCUCCCAUCCCAGGUGGGAAAUCCCCCAGUUGAGGCUCCAGAGUCCCAAUAGGAUACCCACGUUUGCACGUCUACCCUCAUCCUGUGGCUAUGGGGUGGGCAGGUUCAAAGGGUGGACAAGGUUCAGAGGACAGAGCCUUAGACAAGCUUCCUGGAAGAGGGAUCUCCUGAGGCAAGGCCAACACAGCCAGCACUCCAGGCAGACUCAAGCAAAUGGAGAGCAGGGUGUUGAAGGCCUUGCCCGGGCACACUGCAAGGCAGUGACACUUGCUCUGUGCCCUACUCACUCAGCCUCCCUGGGCCCCCAUUUUCUCAUCUGGAAAAUAAGGAUUUGAACUCUCCCAAGGCUGUGGGAGGAUUCAGUUAGCCAUAAACAAGAGCAAGGGAUAGACUGUGACGCCACCAGCCAUGAUUCUAUCAUAUAGUCAUUUGUUCAUCUUGGGCCUAGGACUGCCCUAGAGGCCAAGCCUACAGUGGGGCAGCUUCUGUCCAAGCUAGAAUGUGGGAAGUCUCCUCCAGCCUACCUGGAGGUAGGUGGAGACCCCUCCCUCACAUGACACCUCUUCCUGACAGGUAUCUCGGUGUCCAGAGCAGCCUUUUAAGCCAAAGCAGGCAUGUAAUUAAUUCAGUGAUACAGUACUUGCCUAGCGUGCUCAAGGCCCUAGAUUCAGUACCAGGAUAACAAAUUCAAACACAAAAACUCCUCACCAAAACCUGUUCCCAGGUCAGCACUGGAGUCAGAGUGCCAGUGGCAGUGUGUCCUUGACCUCGGGUUGAUGCUGUUUGUACUUUAUGCUUGAGGUUUUUUCCCAAGCCUGUCCCUGGGCUUGCUCCUCAGAAUGGAGGCCCCUGAGCCUCAGUGCCCCUCACAAGCACGAAAUGUAGCUGCUGGAAACCACUAUGUCACUGACAGGAGCUCUGUGAGACCCAUUGCUCUGAGCCAGUCAAGCCACCUGAGUUCCAACCUAGUAGGGGUCCCACCUGGCCGGUCCUCUGGGACUCCUGGGAGGCUAUAGUCUGCUGUUUCUACAGCUGCAAGCCGCACAUGGGGCUGCAAAGCUGGCUUGCUGGUCACCUGGUAUUUUGAGUGCAGACUGAUUAUGUAACUUCAGAACCACACUUCAGGGCCCUGGAGCCUUCCUGCCCUCCACAGCCCUUUCCAAAGUCAGAGCUUCAAGCGGGCCAUGGUGAGUGCCAGGAGCCAGGGAUCAGUCUGGGACAGUCAGGAUCCACACUUCAACCCAGAGGCAGCUUCCCAGCAGGUAUCCUGGAAAAUCCCCCUUGCAGACUUUCCUCUUACCUAGGCACUUCCGAGAUUUGCCAUCAUCUUGGCCCUGGUGCUGAUAAUGAUUGUGUCCCUGAGGUUUUGGCAGCAGGCCCUGGGUAGAUCCAUGGGCUGGAAUAGGUGUCCAAUGUAUGCCUCUCUGCAUCCUCACUCUGUCCCACAGCCCACAUGUGUCUACAUGGCACUGUGCUUUAGCACCCAUAGGAUGGCCACACCCAGCCACCAUACUUGUCUGUGUGCGUCUAAUGUCCUGUGUGGGGACAGCUUGCAUAUGGAAGUUCUGGGGCUACACAGAAUGUGCAGAAUGAGACACACCUAUGUGCACAGAGACACUGACACACACCCUGAGUAAGGCUGGGGGCCUCAAGGGGAGGGUGUGUGCUGGGUGCCUGCCAACCCUGAGCUCAGCCCAAGCUCAGCUUGAGUUUCUCCUGGGGCUGAAGAGCAGGUGCUUGCUCUGCCUGGGGCCCACGGGGUUGAUUCAAGCAUCAGCUGGCAGUCUAGUCUCCUCCCCAUAGGCCUGCCUGGCAGAUGUCACUGCCAGAGUGGAUUGACUGGGCAGGGAAGUCCCAUGCUGUCUAAUGGGCCAGGCUUGCAGAUGAGCAGAAACCGUGGCAGGUUUACCCACACCUGCCCUGCAUCCUGAGGCUCAGCUGCAAGGAUUGAUAGAACCUGAGCCUGGAUCACUGGCAUCUGGAUUGCUUGGUCUACUCUAUCCUGUGGCCGUGUGAUCAGGAGUAGCCUCCUCCCUGGGUCCUGGACAUCACCUUCUCUACCAGAGACCGCAUUCCUGCUCAGCUGAGUCACUCCAGCUAGACCUGGACCUACAACCUACAGCUUUUGGGCUUCCCUGCCCUGAAACGCUCCAGCCAGGAUGAUCAGAACUCUCCGACAGUCAGCCUUGGGUGCCAGACUGGGUGCCCUGGCGAGUCCGGGUCUCGCUCUCCUUCUGUCCCUCACUGCCCACUGCUCUGGUCCUCAGACUAAGGGCUUCCCCAAGGGAGGGCUGAAUACUAGUGAAGCCAACACAUGGGUCAGGGACAACACCAACCUCUCGCAGAACUUUUGGUGCUUGCCAGCCAGCCAGCUGCCCCGGGAAGAGCUCUCCACUUUACUCAGAAGCCUGGCUUCGAAGAGGGUCCCACUCAAAGCCUGGCAGCUUAGCUGCCUGGCCAACCUCGCUGCACGGCAAGGCCUUCAGGAGGACUUUGAGUUCCACCCACCCAACCUCCUACUUUUCUACAAUCUGAGCCAGGUGAGCGAAGCCAACUGCCGGGCCUUCAUUCACCAUGCUGCCCAAGGGGACACAGAACUGCUGGCCAACUUGCCCAACCAGAGAGUUGCCCUACAGCACACCGCCUUGGCCUGUCUGGUAGCACUGACCUACUGUCCCUGCAGGGGGAGACCCCACCUACAGCUCAGUGCCUCAGACCUGGGGCUUCUCGGGGUCCUGGUAUGUGACAUGGAGGCACCCCAAAUCGUGACUUCAGACCCCCAUGUGCUGAAGAACCUGCUUCGAUGCCCAAGGCUGACUUUCAUGCAGACUACUGCCCUUAACACCCUGCUGGCCAGUGGGAAGACACAAAUUGGGCCCCCUGGCUCCUGGAACCUGGAGGCGCUGCAGGCCCUAGGACCUCUGGCCACCUACAUCAGCCCCCACCUGUGGGAGAAGGUGCAGGAGGCUGUGGGCUUGGAGUUCUUCCGCAGUGUGGUGGCUGCAUACCGGGCAGGCCAGCUGAACAGGCGCGAUGCCGUGCGCUUCAUCACCAACUUCCUGGAGUCCAAGGCCAAUUCAGUGUCCUCAAGGCUCAAGCGGCGCACAGGGAACGCUUGUGUCCGUGGCAACAUCACAGCAGCCACCCUGCAUGAUGACCUCUUCCUGGUGCACUACGACUGCACCCAGCUGGAGUCCUGCCUGGGCACACGUGUGCUCAGGGCCAACCUGGACCCCUUACUACAACACCCCCUGCCUGCAGAGUGCCAGCGUGUUGUCAAAGCCAAGCUCGCUCAGAUCUACCCACACGGCAUCCCUGAGGACCAGCUGCACCUCAUCACCUCGCUGGUCUACCUCUACUCCCUCGCUGAAAUAGGCCAGUGGAACAUCACGUCUGGGGACACGGUGAUGGUCCUGCUGGCCUCAGAUGCAGCUCUGGAGAACCAGACAGAGGCAGUUCUACAGAAGUACUUGGACCAUAACGGCAAGGUUACUGGCGCUCUUCUGGUGGCCAUCGGGGGUUCCCGUCUCUGCUGGAUGAGCCUCAAGCAGAUCCAGAUCAUCCAGCCCUCGGAGUUCCGGCUGGCUGGGGCUCCAGACAUCUCCCCUUGCCCUCAAAGUCGGAAGGAUGUGCUCUUCGCCAAGGCUCGCGAGGUCUUUAGGAACACCAGUACUGUAGGAGAAUACUACUACUUAAUACGCCCCUACCUUGGUGGCGCCCCCUUGGAGGAACUUCAAUACCUGGCCCAGGCCAACAUCUCCAUGGACAUUGAUACAUUCACCAACCUCAACCCCUUCAUGCUGAAGAACAUGAGUGUGGACAGUGUGAGGAAUCUGCUGGGCCAGAAUGUGGGGGACCUGCAGAAGGCCCGUAACCACCCAAAUGUUAUCCUGUGGAUGCACAGCCACAACAUGUCAGACCUGUCUGAAAUGGGCCUGGACACCAGUCCCACCCUGUCCUAUGUGACCAACAGGCCCCCUAACACUGCCUACCCACCAUCCGAUUUGAUCCAUACCUUGGAUCUUCCAGGGAAUGACGGUGUUGCCCCGGCCUCAGGAAGUCCUCCAGUUCAUCUGGGGUACCUGUCACUUGCUGUGGCUCUGUCUUCCAGCCUCUUGUGGCUGCUACUGUGUCAGGCGUCUUCGGGACCAAUAGGCACUUGUCACAAGGCACUAGGACCCUGGACACUGCCAAUGGUGCUGACCCAGGGCAGUCAGACCCCUGAACAUCAGAUACAGGAGCAACGGAGCUGAUAGAUGGAACGAGACACCUAGGCUGAAGUACAUGUCCCAGACCCCAGGGGACCUACUGUGUUCCACAUCCUAGGAGACUGGCUCUGGUACACACCUCAGCUCUAAGGACCUGGGCUGGAAAGGAGAUAGGACCUAUCCAGCCACAAGAAAGGUUGGUAGGAAGAGACAGGUCCAGAUCUUCUGGCCUAUUCCAAGACAAAUGGAACUUGGUGUCACUUUGAUGUCACUGCCCUCACUGGUGUAUCUGAAUAAAGCACAAGGCUAUUGUACA
Molecule: messenger RNA, 5087 nt
Organism: Mesocricetus auratus (golden hamster)
Lineage: Eukaryota; Metazoa; Chordata; Mammalia; Rodentia; Cricetidae
Product: mesothelin-like protein
Exons: 16
Coding region: 2723-4816 (697 amino acids)
Biological process (GO): cell-matrix adhesion
Cellular component (GO): cell surface
Source: RefSeq, a predicted model, not a curated record